CCGUAUUCAGAUUAAAAACCCCGCCUCCUCCACUCUGAUUGGACGAAACGUCUCUCUGCUAGCGACUGCAAAAUAAGAACCAAUCCUAGCUCAGGAGUGUGGAUUUAGCUAGCCAAUGGGAGAAGCGGGAGGGGUUUGUGUAGGAACUACUAGCCAAUCCGGACACGAGACGCCGUUUGCGAGACAUCCAGCGCUAGAGCGGGGCUUGCCGGAAUACGGGCGGGAAGAAGGUCUCCUCCCUCCCGCCUCUCCAGGCUCCCUCUCUCCGCGCUGGCUCGCUGCAGAGUCGGCCCUGUGCUGUGCGGGAACCGCAGUGUGUCUCCGGCGGCGGCGCGGCUCUCUGCAGGAGAGCUGGGGGAGCGGUACGGACUGGGCGAGCCCGCGGUUUCUCCUCGCUGUUUCUGUACGGUCGGCUCUGCGCAGAGCUCCCGCUCGGAGGGUGAAUGAGGUUGAUGCUGCUCUGCUGCACCUGGAAGGACGAACGCAUGGGAGAGGACGAAGCUGGUGGAAGCUUGCCUGUGUGUGCAGGAUGCAGACAGCGCAUCUAUGAUGAGCAGUACCUCCAGGCGCUCAACACUGACUGGCACACAGUUUGCUUCAGAUGCUGUGAAUGCAGUGCCUCCCUCUCUCACUGGUACUAUGAAAGAGAUGGCCGCCUCUUCUGUAAGAAGGACUACUGGGCUAAGUUUGGCGAACUGUGUCAUGGCUGCUCUGAGACCAUCACCACCGGCCUCAUCAUGGUUGCAGGAGAACAGAAGUAUCACCCGGAGUGUUUCACCUGCCUGAACUGCCGGACCUUCAUUGGGGAUGGAGAUACGUACGCUCUGGUGGAGAGGUCGAAGCUCUACUGUGGACACUGUUAUUAUCAGAACAUUGUGACGCCUGUAACCCUGCCUGACUCGCCCUGCUCCCGCAUCCCCCACACCGUCACGCUAGUGUCCAUUCCUGCCUCCACUGACGGCAAGCGUGGCUUCUCCCUGUCUAUCGACCAGGGCACCAGUCCUAACGGAUACGGCCCUGACCACAACCACACAGUUCGAGUGUCUGAGGUGGAUUCAGAGAGCAUCAGCCCGGAUGUGAAGAACUCCAUACACGUAGGCGAUCGCAUCCUUGAGAUCAAUGGCACACCCAUCCGCAAUGUUCCCCUCGAUGAGAUUGAUCUGCUCAUCCAAGAGACCAGUAGACUUCUGCAGCUGACAAUUGAGCACGACCCCCAUGACCAGGGAGGCUCUGUGGAUCAUGUGGACGGCCCCACCCCACUCUCUGAGGGCCCCAGCCCUACCACCCCCAUCACACAGCCCCCGCACCAGGACGUCAACAACCUCCGCACACGCAUGAUCACGCGAAGCUACAGUAUUGAUAAGUCUCCGUGCUCCAGUAACGCCGCCUCCCCGCUCUCCCUGCGGAAGGAUAUCGGGCGCUCCGAGUCUCUCCGUGUGGUGACCAAUCGCACACACAGGAUCUUCAGACCUUCUGACCUCAUCCAUGGGGAGGUGCUGGGCAAGGGCUGCUUUGGCCAGGCUAUUAAGGUGACCCACAGAGAGACGGGCGAGGUGAUGGUGAUGAAGGAGCUGAUCCGCUUUGACGACGAGACGCAGAUGACCUUUCUUAAGGAGGUGAAAGUGAUGAGAUGUUUGGACCACCCAAAUGUGCUGAAGUUCAUCGGGGUCCUCUACAAAGACAAGCGGCUGAACUUCAUCGCUGAGUACAUCAAAGGAGGCACCCUGAGAGACAUCAUUAAGAAAAUGGACAGCAACUAUCCUUGGAUUCAGAGAGUGAGCUUUGCCAAGGACAUAGCCUCUGGGAUGACUUACCUGCAUUCCAUGAACAUCAUCCAUCGUGAUCUCAACUCGCACAAUUGUCUGGUUAGAGAGAACAACAGUGUUGUGGUGGCAGACUUUGGCCUGGCUCGCCUCAUGGUGGAGGACAAGAACCAGGACAAACUGGGGAAGAUCCAGGGAAUGAAAAAGCCAGACAGGAGGAAGAGAUACACGGUGGUGGGAAACCCCUACUGGAUGGCUCCGGAAAUGAUUCACGGAAAAAGCUACGACGAGAAAGUGGACAUCUUUUCCUUCGGCAUCAUGCUGUGUGAGAUCAUAGGGCGAGUGAAUGCAGACCCGGACUACUUGCCCAGAGCCAUGGACUUCGGCCUCAAUGUGAAGGGAUUCCUGGAACACUAUUACCCUCAGGACUGCCCCUCUACCUUCUUCCCCAUGGCUGCCCUGUGUUGUGACCUGGAUGCAGAGAAAAGGCCUGCUUUCGCUAAGCUUGAGGAAUGGCUUGAGAACCUGAAGAUGCACUUGGAGAUGCGGCUCCCCGUGGUCUCGGAGCUGGAGCAGGUUCACCGGGACUUCUGGCAGAAGAACCCUCCCGGCGAGAACAGGCUGCCCACUCACCGAGAGCAGCCCGAGUAGCCGGUCGGGGCUUGAGCAGAUGGUGUUUUCGCGCAGAAUGCUGAAGACCCUGCUGGCUGAAGGCUUUUGGGCAGUGGCACCGUGCCAUGGUGGACUGGCCUACUGCAGGGUUCUGCCCGUGUCGGGAGGUCCAGAAGAAGAUUUUGGCUGCCCUGGCAGUGGAUUCAGGGGGGCGGUUUUACGAGCAAAGUACCCAUUUCACUUCCCUCCCCCUGAAAAGCAGGACCGUCACUCCUUCAGCAUUCGCUUUUUAGCCUCUUCAGCGUCUCUGAUCUCUGAUUGGUCCAGGGAUCGUCCGUUGUGUGCGAUGGACGAAUUGAAACUUGAAACAAAUUGAAGCCACUGGAGGAUUAUUGAUGACAGCUACUUCUGAAAGGGUAUCUAUAACCAUCUGUAACCUUUGUAUCAUUCACCCUUCACCAACAUUCUUGGUCGAAAGGCUUUUUUUUUUUAGGGUGGACCUCCCUGUUUGAGAUGUUGUUGAGAAGUUUGUGUUUGAGAUGUUUACAGGUUCCUCAGCCUAUGCUUGAUUUCCCUCUGAUCUGAUUUACUGCUAAAUUGUGUGGAAAAAGGCUUACAGCUUCAAAACCUCUGCUAAAAGGGGGCGUUUCAAGGGUGGUGUAGUGUACAAAUCAAACAUUAGAGGAAAAAAAAGUAGUGCAUGAUUGUAGAUACUGUUUUCUUGCCCUGCUUUUAGUUUAGUUUUUUUUUUUUAUUCUUAAAAAGGUGGCAAUCGUUAGGGGUCUGAGCAGAUCCCUGUGAUUUUUUUUUUUUUUUUUUUUUUUUUUUUUUUUUUUUUUUUUUUUAAGUGUGAGUGUGUACAAAACGCUGCCUUUCCGUUUUGUCUAUCGCUCAGAGUGUUUCGUCCUCCAGGUACACUCGUUGUUCGUCUUGUUUGUUCGGUACAUCUGAUUUCUCCUUCACAUUCUUAUUCUGAGCUGUCUCGUCUCUCUCUGUGCACUUGAAGUGAGAAGAAAAAGAUAAAUAAGGCCCUUAAUGAUGUAUGUGUAUAUAGCUGGUUAUGUUACAUAUUGUAAAUGUUUUAGAUAUUGUAUAUGUACAGACAUUAUUUUGUAUACAGUUAUGACAUUGCCAUAUUUUUAUUGGGCUGCACGUUCAGGCUAAGGACCAGUCCUGCUUCCGUCACCCGAGAGGCUUCCUUUCCAUGCGUCCUGAGAGAUACAGCAGGCAUAGAAACUGCAGGAUUGUCCUCUAUGUCCGUGUAUGCGUAAUCUAAAAUUCAAAUCACUUUAUUUAGUGUCCAAAGGCAAGCAGACCAGUAGUAUAAUAACACUGAGCGACUCAGAGUCCUUCUUUAGUACCUCAAAAUGAGGUGCUGUUUUGAUGUUUUGACUUUGACUGCGUUUGUUCACGACCCAGUAGGAGGUGGCAGCAGGUUUCCUGUGAAAAAAAUUCCAUACAGUAUUCUCCAGAGGCUGUUACAAACUCACUGUUCCACUCUAGAAAGACACGCGUGUCUAUCCAUAUAAAUAAAAUAUAAUAUUAAUUGAUAAUUAAGAAAAAAACAGCUGGAGGUCUGUGCUGAUCAGCCUUGUUUAAAAUUUAAAUGCUUAUUGGUAUUGAUCUGAAUGGGUAUUCAAUUAUUUAUCAGUUAGCUGAAAUUCAUUCUUAUUAAGAUGAUUACAAAUAUGUGAUCAUGCACUAAAUAGUGUUAAUGUGUAAUAUUAUUACAGUUUCUCAUCACAUCUGUAACUGCAGUCAGUUACCGAGGACAAUUAUUUGAAUAUUGCAUUACAAGAAGCAACAUAAUCCCUAAUACACAUUUCUAAUCCAUCAGCAGCCAGAGAGAGCACAACCUGCUGUUCUCUCACUGGCUGGGUAGAUGGCGCUCUCUUUCCCCCUGCCCCAUCACUCAUAUGUAAUGCUGUCUGGCACAGGCAUCUGUUGGCUGCUGUAUCAGAGCUGGGGAUGCUGCAGUUAGAAUAGAGCUGUGCUGGCGUGAUGUAUCGGAGGAGGCGUGCGCUUGUCCUGACCUUCCUAGAGUCAGGAGCAUUACGUAGUUAAUUGGCUUGCUUAAUUGGGGGAAAUUUGAGUAAAUUAAGACUUUUACUAUUGCUGCCUUUAAGUGAAAGCUAAAUAUUUUUUUAAGAAUCAUAUUUUUAAGACAGUCAAAAUAUUUACUGGUAGUAAAUAAUUGUUCUUUCACUUGAGUAAAAAUCAUGUCACAUCAAGUCUCACAGUCUUUUAAGUAAUGUUGAGCAGUAUGACAAUAUUUUGUUGAAUCAUGAUAAAAUGUCUUAUUGUUAUAGACAGAUACAUAGAUAGAUAUACUGUUUUGAUAUCUAUAUUGUGGAUAAUGUUAGUGCUUAAACAUCACUGACCAAAUACACCUUUUUAUUACAGAGAGUGUAAUUAGUCCUGUUUAAUUAAUUAGAUGAAGUGCUAGAAAAAUUUCGAAUAUAAAUUAUUAAAUUAUAAAGCAUAAGAUUAUAUUUCAAUAGUAUGUUUUUAUCUACCACUGUUGGGGCAUUUUGUCUGUGUAUCAAAAUAUAGCAGCACUUUUUAUAGCAGAAUUUUUUUUUUUUUUUUUUUUUUUUUUUUUUUAAGAAGUGCUUAAAAGCAGCAUUAUUACAGGAUUUACUCAAAUAAGUAUUCCAGAUUGUUGUCUUUGGUAACUCUUGACUGUAUGUUAUAUAGUAUGUCAUAGACACCCUGUCCUGCUUAUUUGGCUAUGUUAAGAGCAGGGAAAGCUCUAAAAUGUGCAGGGCGAACAGCCUCCCCGACCAGGAUUGGUAUAGAACAGAAACACUGGUAUAGAAUAAAUCUGCUGGUAAAUAUUCCUGAAGAUUCCAGAAGCCCAAAGCCACCUCACUGCUGUCUGCCUGUAUCUCACUAUUGUGUGUGACUCCCUAUGGGAGACAUCCUGUUUACACGAAGCUGCUGGCUGUAAAUAUGUCCAUGUAUCUUUAUCAGUCCAGGCUUGUACCCUGUAUAAAUCUGUCUCUCUAUAUCUUUCUCUAUAUCUGCUCCUCCUCUUCUGCUGGGGAUCAGGCUAUCUCCGCUAGGUGUCCGCUCCUCCACUUCGAGCUCAGCUUUUCUUCUCAGUGAGAGAAAGAAAAACGCUGUUAUUCUGAAAGUAAACACACAGAGGAGGACCGUCGUGAAAGAAUGUGUACAGAUAGCGGUCACGGGCCAAGAGAUAAAAAAAGAAAAAAAAUAGAACACACAGCAUCUCUUUCUUUGUACAGAACCACUGUAAUCUCUUUUGUACAGAUUUUAGAUGAUUUUAUUUGCACUAAAUGAGAAAAUGGCCACCGAAAAAGAAAAAAAUGGCCGUUUUUUUUUUUUUUUUGUCCUUCUCUUUUUCGGUUAGGAUGAAACGAAUGCUGCGCCGAUUCUUAAACAAAUGCAAGUCACUGAUGGAGCCUUCUGUGAAAAGUUUAGUCCUGGGAAAGCCUUUCUUCUGAGUAGCAAACUGACGAGCGCUAAUAGGCCUCAAAACUAAGCCUGCCCUCAGCCACCACAACACACUGCAAACAAUGAUCUCUUAGCAAGUUAAAGCCUCUUCAGUGCAGACUGUACUAUAUAUCUAAUACUACACUUUUUUUUUGCUACUUUUAGGGGAUUUUGUCAACUAAAAUUUGAAUUUUUCUAUUAACAGACCAUUUUGCCUAAUUUAAAAAAUUGUUAGAUUGUCUUUAAAUAAAAUAAAACAAGCUGAAAUUAUCCACCAAUGAAAAAUGACCCUUCCAAUAGAUUAAAUUACUCACUAAACAAGUACAAAUAAGUUACUCAUAAGUUUAAUAAUCCUCUUUAAUAAGACUCUUACAGCAGUAUAAACAUUUGUAAUACACUUCAGAGGAUUUAACUUGCUAAGAUCUCAUUUAUUGAAGUGAAGAGUUUGUGCCUGUUUUUUUUAUUCAUAAAGCUCUUAUCUCUACACUCUAUUACUUCUCCCUUCGUUACUUUUAUCUGUAACGAUUCAGAUUUGCGGCACUUAAAUAGUACUUAUAAUGUAUAAAAUUACACAACUAAGACUUUCUGCUCUGACAAACAAAGUUUAUUGUAAAAACUAAAGAGCAUCAAACCAGUUUUGCACUUAGGACUUUUUUUUUAGGAUUUUUGCAGCUUCUCUUUAGAGUCGUGUACAAAAUUCUAAAAAUCUUAAGUCAGUUUUACUCCAAAAACUAAAGAAUAACAAAAACAGUUCAACUAAACUAAAUCAGAAAUGAUUGAUUUCUCUUGUUGAAAUCUAAACAUCACUGUGUUUCCAGGUAAUGUUUUGGCAUCUGUUAACACAGUCUAUUCAGAUAAAAUUCCCAGGAAUUUUAAAAAGUCUUAUUCUGGGAAUCUUUGCUUUCUAAAGUUUGUUUUCCCAUUUUGUAUUCAGUAAACACAAAAUUAAAUUUCUCACAUUCUGCUUACCAAUUUAUUAUAAAUGAGGGUUUAGGGCAGCUGAUUAUGCACAUUUUUAAAAAGCAUUGGUUAUAUUUAGUACGGGCUAAUGGCUGUUUUUUUUUUUGCUAAAACUAAAGAAAGCCAUAUUUUUCUUAGUCAGGAAAAGUCAUUUGUCAUUCAUAUUAGCUGAUGUGUUCAAAUAUUUGCAUUAAAAAGAGCUUUACAAACAUUUUCUCACAGUCGCAUAAAAAAAAUUAACAUUUUUUUAAUAAAAAAAUUAAAAAGCUAAAAACUUUCCUAUCUUUUUUUUUAUUUUUUAUUUUUUUGUCUUUUGCAGCGCUUCAUAUAAACAUUUCGUGAGGAGUGAGUCUUUAAAAAAAAGUUUUGAAUUAUUUGAAAUAAGAUCUCGCCUUAAGAGUGCUUUUUAAAAAAAUAAUAAUAAUUUAGAUAGUACAAACAUUGUUUUAUAAAUGGCUGUUUCAGCACGUUUUUCUUUAAUUUUAGUAUUUCAGCACUUAAACUUUUCGUAAACUUUUACACGACUUUUCUCCAGGUUUGCUACACAGGGGUGAGGGCCCAAGGCCUGUCCGCUGCCUAAAGAAAGAUCCUUUGUGAAAGAAGUUCCGUGUUUUCUUGACGACUGCUUCAUCGUUCCGUGCCACGUUCAUUUAACACUCUUUAAGCCUACAUUACUGAACAUAGAGCACUUGUCCUCAAUCCAGAUCCAGUCCAGAUCACCACAGUAUCAUUAUUAUCAUUAUUACUAAGCUGUUAGGUAAACCUCAGCUCACUGUUACUGGAUAUUAGUACUCAGAUUAGUACUCAGAGUGAGUACCGUGGUCUCAAACCGCAUACAGCAACGUGUACAGCAACAUGGCGCUACGCUAACGUGUACAUUUCAAUGUGAACCUGUGUGUGGGCAUGUGUGUAUCUUGGAUGUGUUUCCACCUUUUUUAUGUCGCCAGAUAACCAAUCGCACGCAUGACGACUACGUGAGCUAUUUUCGGUUUGAAUGCUGCAGCAGUCCCUCUUUGCAAAGGAUCGUUUUUACCUCUGAAUAUAAUUGCUGUGCCUUUGUUUUAAGCUAGCCUUGCCAACGACUUGUAGUGCAUUUUGAAAUGAUUCAUUCUUUUGUUCUUUUCCUCUUUUUUUUUUUUUGGUAAAUUGUAAGCCUGAUGGAUUGAUUUUAUAUCAUUGCUGAUCUGUUGAAAUGAGAGUUCUUCUAGUUCUCUAUAUUUAUAUACUGUAUUCUCCAUAUCUCCAUUGUCCAGUUUAAUAUUUACUUUAUGACUUUUUUUCUUGUUCUUUUAAUUUAAUAUGUUGACACAAGCUGUGAAAAAAAAACAGUUCUGCACUUUAAAUUCUGGCCGUGGAAAAAAAAUUGAGAAUCCAAGGAGUCGACAACAUUUGAUUGCAGCUGGAAUAAAUUUGCCGCUCCUUAACCGUUCAA
Astyanax mexicanus (Mexican tetra) is the source of this 8223-nucleotide messenger RNA. It is a transcript of the gene limk1a, whose product is annotated as LIM domain kinase 1a. Gene Ontology annotation, cellular component: cytoplasm; nucleus; neuron projection. Gene Ontology annotation, molecular function: protein binding; ATP binding; protein serine/threonine kinase activity. Bases 444 to 2414 code for a protein of 656 amino acids. The transcript is spliced from 16 exons. The record is from RefSeq and is a predicted model, not a curated record. Lineage: Eukaryota; Metazoa; Chordata; Actinopteri; Characiformes; Acestrorhamphidae. Gene Ontology annotation, biological process: positive regulation of stress fiber assembly; actin cytoskeleton organization; protein phosphorylation.